UAAGUGCUUUGUGUGUAUUAACUCAUUUAAUCCUCAAUCCAAUGGGUUAGUACUAUCAUUAUCCCAAUUUUUAGAUGGGCAACCUGAGACCUAGAGAAGAUAAACUUGCCCACGGUGUCACAGCUGGCUAAUAAUGUGAAAUGCAGAGUGGGGCCUCUGAACUUUCCUCGAAUCUAAAGAAAUACUAUCGAUGGAUGCAAAAUGCAGAGCAUUUCCUGCCCCUUGGCUCAAAAUGUCAGCAACUCUGGAGAAGGCACUUAUCUUUGAUCAGUGUUCGCAGGGGUGUGGCUCACUUGAGGAGUCCUGUCCCCUUGAGAGGCAGGCCCUGGACGUCCUACCUGGAGAGAGACAGGACUGGAUGUGGGUACAUGACUCUCCUAGCAGAGAGGUCAUAGAAGUGAGGAGAGAUGGAGAGCGAGAUCUGGAUGGAGAACAGGCUCUAUCCAGUGCCCAGGAAGGGCAGAGCUUGGCACGUGAGAAGAUUUUAGCAUCAACCUUGGAUUCACCAGUUACCCAACAGUGGCCCACAGUCAUCCAGCCUGAAAAUGUCAUUCCCUUUUCUUGGGUCCUGCAAAAGAGAGCAUCUGCUUCCCCUGCAUCUGCCUUGGAUUGUGUGAAUUGUCAAGGAGACAGGACACAGGAAGAGGUACCAUUGAUAAACUAUCCCCAGGAGCUGGUGAUGUUUGAAGACAUAGCUGUGUAUUUUACCCAGAAGGAGUGGAUGUGUUUGAUCCCUGCUCAGAGGGACCUCUAUAGGAAUGUGAUGCUGGAGAAUUAUGAGAAUUUGCUUUCUCUAGGUAAGGACUCUAUUCAUUCUUUUUGGUUCUGCUUUACUUCUUCAUGUGUCAAUGCCCAGUACUAGUUUGAUAAGGAUCAUGCCUCAUCUUUUUGGCCUCCUGGGAGAAGAGUGUCUUGGGACUUUCUUCAGGUUCAGAGAUAGAAUUUUUUCUCUCCAGGCCUAGUUUGGUGGAACUAGGUUGUAUGUGCCCAUGGAGACACUGUUUCCUUUGCCAUCCUUGAAU
This is a messenger RNA of Galeopterus variegatus (Sunda flying lemur), 1022 nucleotides long. RefSeq names its product zinc finger protein 197-like. The coding region runs from base 191 to 862 and encodes 223 amino acids. The transcript is spliced from 5 exons. NCBI's taxonomy places the organism in Eukaryota, Metazoa, Chordata, Mammalia, Dermoptera, Cynocephalidae. Gene Ontology annotation, biological process: regulation of DNA-templated transcription. The record is from RefSeq and is a predicted model, not a curated record.